AAGUGUUCGAGGAUAGACACAAGCCACAAAAAACGAUAUUGUUUGAUGUGCUUUUCUUUUAUUUAUUGUAACAUUAUUGGUUUUUGCUUCACUAAACAUUUAUGAAAGCUUAACAGAAAAAGCAGAGCAACAAAUCUUGAUUUCAAUGUGUAAAUUAAACCGAUAGUGUUGUUGAAGUGAAAAGCAAACAUAUCCAGACAUUCACAAACUACACCUUAAGAUAUGUGGGCAUAACUAAAGCUUUAAUUAAAGCAUUGAAAUCAUCUCAAACCUAAAAAUUAUGCUAACAGAUUGUGGUGGAAAUGUUCCGUGGACGAAUUUAAAUAAAGCAAAGUUAAACAAUGGUUACAUUCAUUUGCCGUCAUCAAAUAAUCCAGCAGCGACUGAAACAACAUCAAUAAUGGAUUAUGAGUCAUCAUCAGAUGCGGCUUUAUUGGAUCAGCAAGAGCAACCGCCACUCAAUCGUGAUACAUCAAUUCUACUGUUGGAUGUGAACAAUACACAACAGCUGCAACAUUCCAACAUCAUCAGUAAUCCGUCGAACUCGUCAAAUAUCGCCAGUCCUCAACAUGUUGCCUCCCGUAAUUCCAUCUCUUCAUCAGCGUCACCCACAAAUAAAUCACAAGCAGUGGUGGUUGUCACUUUGGGAAAUCCAAAUGCCAUGCAAACCAUAACAACAUUGCAACGUAAUAAUGUGAAAAAUAGCAGUACGAAAAGUAACCGUUCCAAUAGCAAUUUGCCAAUUUCACAUAAUAACAUUAAACAAAGUGAUAACAAAAACAUAUUUAAAGCUCAUAACAAUAAUAGGAAAUAUAAAUUUAAUUUAUUGAAUUUGUCAUCUUCGGGUGGAACGAGAAACUCGAAAAGACAACGACUGCUUAUAUUUGCCAUCUGUCUGAUUAUUGGAAUUGCAAUUGGCGCAUUAAUCGUACAUUUGAGUGGAAUUUAUCACUGCAAUCAAGAUGGAAAAGCCUCAUCGCUUUUAGCUGGAAUGGACGCUACGAAAGAUCCAUGUGAAGACUUUUUCCAAUAUGCAUGUGGAACAUGGAAUAAAAAGCAUGUCAUUCCCGAAGACCGUUCAAGUAUUAGCACAUUCGAAGUUUUAGCCGAUCAGCAACAAGUUAUAUUGAAAGGCGUUCUAGAAGAACCAAUUGAUUACGACAAUAAUGAUAAUGAAGCUACAAUUAAAGCAAAAACAUUUUAUAAAAGCUGCAUGGAUAUUCAACAAAUACGAAAAGUAGGAGAUCAACCAUUGAAGGAUAUUUUGAAAUCACUUGGGGGUUGGCCAGUUAUUGAACCCAACUGGAAGCCACCAAACGUAAGUAUAGAGAUGUUGAUGGGAAAACUCCGGGGGGAAUAUAGUGAACCCGUGCUGUUAGAAAUCUAUGUCGGAGCCGACGAUAAAAACUCUUCAAUUAAUAUCUUGCAAGUGGAUCAGUUAGUCUUGGCAUUGCCUUCAAGAGAUUAUUAUCUUAAAGCCAGCAGUGAAGGUGACCUUAAAGCGUAUCAUCGUUACAUGACACAAACUGCAGUGCUUUUGGGUGGUGUUAAUAAUGAGAGUGCAUCAAAAGAAUUGGAAGAUGUCGUUAAAUUUGAAAUGAAAUUAGCAAAUGCGUCUAUGCCCGAAGUGGAUCGACACGAUACUUCUGCAAUCUACAGAAAAUUGACCCUUGCUGAGCUUCAGAGAGAAGUUCCUGAGCUUAAUUGGCGGGAAUAUCUGCAAGUGACUUUGGGUGACGUUGAGUUGAAGGAUGAUGAAGCGAUUGUAAGUUAUGCGAUGCCGUAUCUUGUAUCAAUGGGAAGAAUUCUCGCUGAGACUGACAAGCGUGUCGUUCACAAUUACAUCGUGUGGAGAUUGGUGAUGUCUAUUAUGACGCAUAUGAUCGAUGACUAUCAGAGAGAACGAGUAGAAUUUCGAAAGAUUCUUCUUGGAAUUCAAUCAGAAAGAAAUCGAUGGUCACAAUGUGUUGAAUGGACGAACAAGAAGCUUGGAAUGGCAGUUGGUGCUCUCUUUAUUCGUGACAAUUUUAAUCAUGAAAGUAAGGAAAUAGCCUUGGAAAUGAUUCAUACAAUUCGAGCAGCAUUCAAUGAGCUCUUGGCUGAUAUUCAUUGGAUGGAUGAUGAAACACGAGCUGUAGCGAAAGAAAAGGCGGAUGCAAUGAACGAGCGAAUCGGAUAUCCGGAGAUUUUAACAAAUCGUACUGAAUUACAGAAGGAAUACGUUAAUAUAAUGUUUCUUCUUAACGAAAAUCAGCUUACCAUCGAGGAGAAUAAUUUUAUGAAAAACAUCUUUUACAUCCUCAAAUGGGAUGCACAAAGGAAUUUGAAUCUUCUGAGAAAACCAGUCGACAAAGAUAAAUGGUCAACAGAGCCAGCAGUUGUUAAUGCAUUCUACAAUCCAAACAAGAAUGACAUCGUUUUCCCUGCUGGGAUCUUACAACCACUGUUUUAUAGUCAGAAUUUUCCGAAGAGCUUAAACUAUGGUGGUAUUGGAGUGGUUAUCGGUCAUGGUAAUGCAAACAUUUCUCUCAUUUUACGAUAUGCGAUUAUUUUAAAAUCCCAUGGCUUUUCAUCACCCUUUUCCGCAGAAAUUACUCAUGGAUUCGAUGAUAAAGGCAGACAAUUCGAUAAAGAAGGAAACAUGAUGCAAUGGUGGAACAAUGCAACCAUCCGAAACUUUCGUGAGCGUGCUCAAUGCAUAAUUGAUCAGUAUUCAAGAUAUCGUAUCGAUGAAGUAGGACUUUACAUGAACGGAAGAAUGACGCAAGGAGAGAAUAUUGCUGAUAAUGGUGGUUUGAAGCAAAGCUUUCGAGCUUAUAAGAAAUGGGUUGCGAUUCAUGGUGAAGAAGCAGCAUUACCUGGUCUCAAUCUUACUCAUGAUCAAUUAUUUUUUCUCAACUAUGCUCAAAUCUGGUGCGGUUCAAUGAGACCAGAAGAUGCACUCACAAAAAUUAGAAGUUCUGUUCAUUCGCCAGGAAUUAUUCGCGUUAUCGGUCCACUCUCUAACUCGAAGGAUUUUGCAAAAGCUUAUAAUUGUCCAGUCGGUUCUCGUAUGAAUCCAACGAGUAAAUGCAGUGUGUGGUAGACAAUUAAAAAAGUUUCAAAUGAAAGCUGAAACUUUUUGCAUGGUUUCAUCAUGAAGCGAAGUCAGAGAACUUUUCAAAGAGCUUAAUUUUCUGUUUGAAGGGAUUUAAGCUUUCAUAAUGAUUGUAAGUUGUAAAAUAUGUAACUUCACGUGUAGUGUAAUUUAUAAAAAAUCCUUUCUAACAUAUAAAUCCAAUUAUUUUUGAUGAAAUGUAGCUAAAGUAAUUUUUUUUGUUUUCUAAAUGUACAAAAUAAUUGAAGGAAAAUAAAAAUUUAUGAUGGAAAUAUUGAGUAAAUAUAAUACAUAAACAUUAAUGUAAAUAUUCUGUUCUUCAUCCAGCAUAUCGCCAAAGCACACCCAUCAUGAUAAACGUUCGAUUAGAAUUUCUACUUAGGUCAUUGACCAACAAAAUUGGAUGAAAAAAAAUUUAAGAUGUACUUACUUAGUCAUAAAAUGAAAACCCACAAGAAAGAAAGAAAUGAAAACGUUUUAUUUAUUUACUUAUAAAAAAUUAUUAUAAAUGUUUGUGUUUUCAAAUCUAUUCAACGUUAUGGAAAAUAUAUGAAUUUAUACAAAAAUUA
Molecule: messenger RNA, 3666 nt
Organism: Clunio marinus
Lineage: Eukaryota; Metazoa; Arthropoda; Insecta; Diptera; Chironomidae
Source: the annotation of a GenBank genome assembly